AUGCUUGAUCGCUGGCUGUCAAAGAUACACUUCGCACGUACACUACGAAGCGCAGCAUUCGAGAAUCAUCAGCUGAGUACUGUGGAAGCAUUACUGGGCACACCGGAACGAGAUAAAGAUAUGAUGUUAUUGGGAAUGCUGACACAGAAGAGCCCGAAAUUCUAUGAAAUUGAAGAUCUGACAGGUACAAUGCGGGUGGAUCUUCGAGAGGCGAAAUUUUACAGGGGCUUAUUCACGGAUGGAUGUAUCAUGCUUAUGCAGGGGCGAUGUUCUGGUGGUGUAUUUCAUGUCAGUGCAAUCGGUCUUCCGCCUACUGAGAGUGCCAAAAUAACGCGAGGUUAUUUUGGGACGGUAAAUUGGUUCGGUGGAGAAAGUACAGUUGCAUAUUGCGCACAGCCAAAACUUCGUGCAUUGUGCGAGAGAAACAACUCGACAAGAUUCGUUAUUAUUUCGGAUGCAUGGCUGGAUGAGCAGAGGGUUAUGUUUACGUUGUGUUGGAGGACUAAAUGUGGUAGGCGAUGUCCAUGCAUAAUUGUUAGCUUCUUUCAGGUGUUACAAGGUAUCAGCGAAUUGGUAUAUGCCUUUACAGAUUCCCAGCUACUUGUUUUUGUGAUCUGUGGAAAUUUCUGUUCUCCGGUUGGUGCACCUAACGUCUAUCAGCGCAUUGCAGGUCGUCUUACUGUUUUAAUUUUCGGAGUUAUUUGCGUUUACAGCUGCUUUGUACAACGUACUAAAGAGAGAACUGCUUGUGAUACGGGCAACACAGCGAUCUCUACAAUUGUUCAGGCCUGUUCUGUGCUCCUUCCGACUGCGGCAGUGAGACUCCUUUGCUCUUGUUUUUACGAAAGAAUUCUUUUGGUGUUUCACGAACUAAGUUUUUUCUUUUUUUUCAAGUAA
Molecule: messenger RNA, 897 nt
Organism: Gongylonema pulchrum
Lineage: Eukaryota; Metazoa; Nematoda; Chromadorea; Rhabditida; Gongylonematidae
Source: the annotation of a GenBank genome assembly